AUGUCAUCCACGGUAUCGGCCACUCCGGCUGAUCCCACGAAGGGCAUGCGUAAAAACGGAAAAAACUGGCACGAUACCAAAAAGCCGUUCCGACCUAACGCUGGUCUGACCUCGUACGAAAAGAGACUGGAGGCUCGCAAGCACCAGGAAGCUGUCAAAGAACACGAAAGGGAACUCAAAGAAGAGAAGGAGGCGGAACGGAAGGCGCAUAUCCAGAGAAUCAAGGAGCGUAGGGCUGCGAAGGAGGAGAAGGAGCGUUACGAGAAGAUGGCGGAGAAGAUGCAUCGCAAACGUGUCGAACGAUUGAAGCGUAAGGAAAAGCGCAACAAAUUGCUCAACUCGUAA
Molecule: messenger RNA, 345 nt
Organism: Aspergillus bombycis
Lineage: Eukaryota; Fungi; Ascomycota; Eurotiomycetes; Eurotiales; Aspergillaceae
Product: CGR1 family protein
Exons: 3
Coding region: 1-345 (114 amino acids)
Source: RefSeq, a predicted model, not a curated record